GUGGUGAAAAGAAAUACAAAGUGUUAAGUGGACAAGUUCAGAACACAUGCUUUUAUUUUGACAACGUGAACCGGAAGUGUUUCUGUCUUGACUGAUUUAGAGCAUUUCAUCGUUAGCUUGUGGUUUAACAAUGCAGCAACGAGAAGAGAAGCAGUUAGAGGCGUCGGUGGAGUCUCUCAUCUCUCGGGUAGCACACGUCAAAAACGCUCUUCACAGUUUCAUUUAUAAGUUGGAAAAUGAAUACGAGCGAUUAACAUGGCCUUCUGUUUUGGACAACUUCGCUCUUCUGUCCGGUCAGCUGAACACUAUCAAUAAACUGCUCAAGAAUGAGAAGACACCAUCCUUUCGCAACCAGGUUAUAAUACCACUGCUUCUGUCUCCAGACCGAGAUGAGGAUUUAGCAAAACUCACAGAGCAGCGUGUCCCAGUGUUCAGCCACGAGAUCGUACCAGACUACCUGCGGACCAAGCCUGAUCCAGAGGUGGAGGAGCAGGAGAAACAGCUGAGUGCAGAUGCAACACGAAUUGGCCCAGAGGCGGCACAGAAACAAAUCCAGACGUUGAAUAAACUGUGUUCCAAUCUGCUAGAGAAGCUUAACAAUCCUCGUGAUGACAGAGAUGCAGAAAGUGCAGCAAUACGACAGAACAAACCGUCUUUCAACCCCGCUGACACUAACGCGUUGGUUGGAGCUGUCGCAUUUGGAAAGGGGCUUUCCAAAUGUAGACCACCAGGUCCAGUGGCCCCUGGACAUCCAGGACAAGGGCCCAUGAUGAGUGGAGGUCCAACCUUACAGCAGGUCACCAUUGGUGGCGGUUCAGGCCAGCAAGCAGGUAUGGGAGGACCUGUGGCUCCACAGCAGCAAGGGCAGCCAGGUAGGAGACCUGGAGAGCUGGGAAAAAUGCCAAGCAGCAUCAAGACAAACAUCAAAUCUGCGUCCGGUUCAAUGCAUCCUUACAGCCGAUGAGCUCCUUCUUUCUUACAUUUGUUACAUUUCAGCGCGUCACCCACAGCAAUGACAACAUUUACAAAACAUACUCAGCACCUUUUUGACCUUUUUAUAUAAACCCAUUAUUUUCAUGGAAAGGGCCAACUUCUACGAAGUUAGUACUCUCUUCUCUCUAAAGCUGUUUCACUAACAUUCUUAGUACUCAAUAAAAUUAUCUCAAACAUAAAAUCUUAAUAAUAUUAAUUCAUUUGCGACCAUCAGGGUACAUAUUUUAAUUUGUGAUACAACAUCUGAGCCGCUAGAUGGCAGUAUGUCGUCAUUUAUGGGAUUAUAACAGCUUGUAUUUGGAACUGUACUCUUUGACUCUUUUUCAAUAAAAGAUGUGUUAAAAGGA
Molecule: messenger RNA, 1340 nt
Organism: Siniperca chuatsi (mandarin fish)
Lineage: Eukaryota; Metazoa; Chordata; Actinopteri; Centrarchiformes; Sinipercidae
Gene: med8
Product: mediator complex subunit 8
Exons: 7
Coding region: 131-964 (277 amino acids)
Biological process (GO): regulation of transcription by RNA polymerase II
Cellular component (GO): mediator complex; core mediator complex
Molecular function (GO): transcription coregulator activity; RNA polymerase II cis-regulatory region sequence-specific DNA binding
Source: RefSeq, a predicted model, not a curated record